This is a messenger RNA of Misgurnus anguillicaudatus (oriental weatherfish), 514 nucleotides long. It is a transcript of the gene tmem14ca, whose product is annotated as transmembrane protein 14Ca. Gene Ontology annotation, cellular component: mitochondrial membrane. NCBI's taxonomy places the organism in Eukaryota, Metazoa, Chordata, Actinopteri, Cypriniformes, Cobitidae. The record is from RefSeq and is a predicted model, not a curated record. Gene Ontology annotation, biological process: regulation of heme biosynthetic process.
UUGAAUUAUUGUGACGUCAUAAACAACUUACGAGCACGCACAGCAGGAGCAAGGACAUCGUCCACAGUCAGCGAGUAUUGAUGAUGGCUGUAGAUUGGGCUGGAUAUGGAUAUGCCGCAUUGGUGGCAUCUGGAGGAGUUAUGGGAUAUGUCAAAGCAGGCAGUGUUCCAUCCCUGGUUGCAGGGUUGCUGUUUGGUGGUUUGGCUGGGUUUGGGGCCUACCAGACAUCACAAGAUAACCAAAAUAUUUGGGUGUCUUUAGCCACUUCCGGGACACUUGCUGCUGUAAUGGGAAAGAGAUUCUACAGUUCACGCAAAAUCAUGCCAGCUGGUCUUAUUGCUGGAUUGAGUAUCCUGAUGGUGGCCAAGCUUGGAGCCGGGAUGCUACAGAAACCACAGCAAUCAUGAUGCAUAAAAUCAUGUUCUGCUUUUCAUUAAAUGUAUAUGCCUUUCUUACAGAUAUGGUAUUUUGUAUAAAAUGUACAAAAUAAAGUAUUUCUUGUACGUAUCAACAA